This is a messenger RNA of Monomorium pharaonis (pharaoh ant), 1751 nucleotides long. RefSeq names its product pro-resilin. The transcript is spliced from 4 exons. Bases 1033 to 1665 code for a protein of 210 amino acids. Lineage: Eukaryota; Metazoa; Arthropoda; Insecta; Hymenoptera; Formicidae. Gene Ontology annotation, cellular component: extracellular matrix. The record is from RefSeq and is a predicted model, not a curated record.
AAGCAAUUUUUCUGAAAUGUCUAAAAAUUUAACUAUAUAAAUGCAGAUCUGAAAAUAAUUUGGUUGGUUAACAAAAUCAUGUAAAAUGCUUAAGCAUAAUAAUAAUGCUGCAAACAAUUUUGAUAUUUUAGCAACUUAUACAUACACAACAUUAUGCAGGUGGCUAUAUGUAAAAAAAAAUAAAGAAAAUAGAAGUUUUAGUAUCCUAUAUAAUUAUUCUGAUGGUUCCAUUAAUUAUUUUCAGCUGUACAUCUAUAGCUGAAUAUUCCUGCAAAACUGUCCUUUCCGCAUAUACAUAUAUACGCUCCAUGUUCCCCUGCGCGUCUUCCGUGCAACUUCCUCUUCAGCGUCGCGUCCCUUUCAGGGAAUCCUGUACGUCUCUCGGCAGCUAACGAGCUCAUUCCCGUGGACCCACUCGUGGACUCGCGCGUCCGCGUUGGUCCUGCGACUUAAUUAAGACUCAAUUGCCUAAUUAGUCCGCUCGAAGAAGGCGAGCAAGCGGCGCGCCGCGCCGCGGGCUGUCCCACGCGGUGAAGUAAUCAGCUUUCUCCGCGGCUUCUCCUCGCGGUUCGGCUCGCAGCCCGCUCCCGCUCCGUUCUGUCCUACGUCUACGUCUACGCUCGCUCGCUUGCACAUGGAGCCCGAAAUCGCGCGAGCCAGCCAGAGAGAGAACAAUGGAAGAUAAAGCGCGGGCUUUCCACACGCGCGGCCUCCCUAUGUGAACUGGAGUACGCGCGGCCGCCGUCUCUUAUACUGCCUACGCUGCCGCGAGCUCGAGCGAAUCCCUCGGCUUGCUCCCCCGACGGUGGCGGCCGGCGACAGGAAACGGAUCUUCUCCGUGGAAGACGAGAAAGGGAGAAAAAGAGAGAGAGAGAGAGAGAGAGAGAGAGCUCUCUAUAUAAGCACCAGUAUGCGCGCCGAAACGUCACCAUAUUUCAGCAUUCAGUCCAGUGCUCUUCUUCCACUUCACACGGUGUCCGAAGAGUCGAUCUCCGCACCACCACUCACCCUCGUGUUCUCCGUACCUCGAGCAUGGAUUUGAUAGUGCGACAGAUAUUGUUUGCCCUGGUGGCGAGCAUCAGCCUCGUGCUCUGCGAACCACCCCUCAGUAAUCAGUAUGGCGUUCCCGGAAAUUACGCAGGUGGAGGUCAUCAUGGACUACAAGGUGGUGGGAACGGAUUUGGGGGCCAUUAUGGUGGGCACGAUAAUCAAGAUUACACAGAUAAUGAGCCUAAGGCAUACGAGUUCGGCUAUUCCGUGAAGGAUCACGCUACCGGGAAUGAUUUCGGUAGGCAGGAGACGAGCGACGGCGAAACAGUACGCGGCGAGUACAGAGUGCAGCUUCCGGACGGUAGGACGCAGAUUGUCACCUACACCGCCGAUUGGAGGACCGGUUUUCACGCCGAUGUCAGGUACGAGGGUACCGCGAGUUAUCCGGACCAGUACAACGCUGGUCAAGGCUAUCAGGGAAAUCAACUCGGCGGAGGCGGCGGAUAUACCGGAGGUAACCAAGGCGGUUACAACUACCCAUCGGGCGGUGGACAGUACAACGCCAACAACUAUCAAUUCGGCUCUAAUUCCAUAGACAACAGUUAUAACAACUUCGGUGGGAGGAAUAAUUACCCCGGAAUACCGUCACCUACGUACGGUCCUGCUUUCCAUUAGAAUACUUAAGAAAGUAUUAUAUAGGCUAUAUUGGUUCCGUUUGUGACCGCAGUCUUUUUUCCAAUAAAGACAUUUUUUCAUAAAAA